Messenger RNA from Daktulosphaira vitifoliae (grape phylloxera), 2883 nucleotides. RefSeq names its product far upstream element-binding protein 3 (gene Psi). Gene Ontology annotation, biological process: regulation of DNA-templated transcription. The record is from RefSeq and is a predicted model, not a curated record. Gene Ontology annotation, molecular function: mRNA binding. Bases 233 to 2476 code for a protein of 747 amino acids. NCBI's taxonomy places the organism in Eukaryota, Metazoa, Arthropoda, Insecta, Hemiptera, Phylloxeridae. The transcript has 16 exons. Gene Ontology annotation, cellular component: nucleus; cytoplasm.
AUCAUCUAGAUUAACACCGCUUUAUACUCGUGUUGUUUACGGCUUGUCUGAAGUGCGUUUGUACCUAAUUUUUUGACAUUAACCAAACACGUACAGGUACGCGACUAUUAUUAUUGUCAUCUAAUUUAGGCAAUAGCCGUGCUGCUUGUGGAAGAAGUAGUGGCAUUUAUAGGGUUAGUUCAUCAGCGGGAAGCAUCCAUUUUAUCAUCGACGAACUUCUUCAUGUUUCAUAAUGAGUGAUUAUUCAGCGGUGAAUCCGCCAACGGAUAGUAAAGUUCAGAGUCAAGCUUUUGCCGCGGCAUUACAACGCGCUAAAGAGAUUGCAGCAAAAAUACAACCAUCAUCUAAAGCUAGUUCUACUACUGGUUCCAUAUCUCCAGAAAUACAUAAAAGACCUUUAGACGAUUACAACAAUACUUCAGAACCGGAUAGAAAAAGAAUUGCAACAUCACCGGUGGCUUUAGCCGCCGCACAAGCAGCAGCCGUGGCCGCCAGAGUGGCGGCAGCAGCAGCUGGCGUCCAAGGCAUCGGUGGGCCUGGAUCCCAAUUUAAUAAUGUAGUUAAUGAAGAAAUAAAAGUUCCUGACAAGAUGGUUGGUCUCAUUAUAGGUCGCGGUGGAGGACAGAUAAGUAGAUUACAAGCUGAAACUGGCUGUAAAAUACAAAUGGCACCAGAUAGUCCUGGUAUACUAGAAAGAUCAUGUACACUUACUGGGAAUGCUCAAAGCAUAACUUUGGCUAAAGAAAUGAUACAAAACAUUGUUCAAAAUAAAGUAUCUGUUGAAGGAACAGGAGGUGCAAAAAUUGAAGGACUUAACAUAUCAUCCCCACCUUCUCAACCUGCUUUUUCACAGGCUCAAAUAAUGAUCCCUGGAGCAAAAGUUGGUCUCAUAAUUGGUAAAGGUGGUGAAACUAUUAAAAUGUUACAAGAAAGUUCAGGAGCUAAAAUGAUAGUUAUACAAGAUGGACCUAAUAGUCAAGAAGCUGAAAAACCAUUGAGGAUAUCGGGUGAAACUUCCAAAGUAGAGCAUGCCAAAAAAUUAGUAUAUGACAUGCUAGGUGGACUAAAUGACAAAGAUGGAAUGUCCAAUUUCGAUCAAAAUGGAUCAAACUGGAAUGGUUCUAAUAGUGAUUAUGGUAAUCACUCUGGAUAUGGAGGCAAAGUUGAGGUUGGAGUUCCAAAACAAGUAGUAGGAUUAGUCAUUGGAAAAGGUGGUGAUAUGAUUAAAAAAAUCCAGGCUGAGACUGGUGCUAAAGUUCAAUUCAUUAAUCUUAAUGAAGAUACACCAGAUGAUAGAAGGUGUCUAAUUACUGGUGCCCCUGACCAAGUGGCUGAAGCUAAACAAAGAAUUGAUUCAUUAGUUGAUAGUGCACUGAACCGAGGUGGUAAUAGACAAAGUGGUAAUUUUAAUAGAAAUCAAAAUUGGGGUAAUAGUGGACAAACUCAGCCCUUAAAUGAAACAACAUUUACAGUUCCAGCCGCAAAAUGUGGAGUCAUCAUUGGUAAAGGUGGUGAAACCAUAAAGCAAAUCAAUAUGCAAACUGGUGCACAUUGUGAGAUUGAUAGAAGACAAAAUAAUGCUGGCACUGAAAAAACAUUUGUUAUUAGAGGAACGACUGAGCAAAUUGAAAAUGCUAAACGUAUGAUAAAUGACAAAUUAGGUUUUGAUCCUAAUGGUGGUUCACAAAAUUAUGGAGGAAUGAACCAGCCAUAUGGAUCUCAAAUGAAUUGGGGUGCCCAAGAUAGUCAAAUGAAUCCUUAUGGUCAAUCAUGGAAUCCUGGAAUGCAACAACAAUCACAACCUCCUGCUGACCAAAGUAACUUAAACCAAAUGCCAGCUGGUGCUGGAGGACAAGCUGGUUCAGACUUCAGUGCACAGUGGAUACAGUAUUAUAGAUCAAUGGGUAUGCACAGAGAAGCCGAAUUUAUUGAACAACAAGCUAAACAAAUGAAGUUCAAUGGUCAAAUGAAUGGGGCAAAUGGUGUUCCUCCUGGAAGUGUCCAACAGCAGCCACAACCUGGAGCUCUUCCACCUAAUGGUGUCAUGGCUGUUAAUCCUGUUGUAGCAAAUGGUGCUGGAGGCAGUGCUGCGGGAAGUGCUGGAACUCCAGACUAUAGUGCACAGUGGAUUGAUUAUUACCGUUCAAUAGGUAAAGUUAAAGAAGCUGAAAUGGUUGAGCAACAAGUUAAAGCAAGGCAAAUGGCUAUGCAAAAUCCAAGUAAUGGUCAACCUAGUGGGUCUGAUCAAUCACCUCAACAACCCAACACCUCCAGCCCUCAAUCUGGUCAACAACAGCCCAUGGCUGAUGUUUCAAAUAUGUAUGGUACCCAAUAUGGAAUGGCUUAUGGUGCAGGUGGUUAUUAUGGAGGUCAGAAUUCAGCAGCAGCCCCUAGUGGUUAUGGGGCAUAUGCUUCGGGUGGUAAUGCUUAUGCAGGCUACCAACAAAUGCCACAACAAGAUCCACCUCAACAAUAGUAAGGAUAUGCAUCCAAAUAUACUAUUAAAUGUAUUAUUGCAGAACUUCCAGAUACCAAGGAUAUCUUCGUUUUGGUCAGGUCCAUUCAUUAUAUAACAUAAUAUUAUAACUUAGUUUGUCUUCUCCGCGCAAUAUAUUCAUAUAUAUAUUUUUUUUUAUAAUUAAUAUAUUCAAUUAUGUUUACCUGUGUACAAUACUUUAAUUUAAAAAAAAAACAUUUUGUAGUGAAAAAAUGUGGUGAAGCAUAUUGUUGUCUAAGAAUAUUGAUUACAGGCAUUUAUAUAUAUAUAUGUAUACAUUAUAUAUACAUAUAGUAAGUGAAACUGGAAUGCUCCAAUGUGGGCUAUGAUUAUAUUAAAAUGAUCAUGUUUUAUUUGAUUAUAUGGUAUUCUAUAAUAUUCUUAAA